Molecule: messenger RNA, 571 nt
Organism: Xyrauchen texanus (razorback sucker)
Lineage: Eukaryota; Metazoa; Chordata; Actinopteri; Cypriniformes; Catostomidae
Exons: 3
Coding region: 86-571 (161 amino acids)
Biological process (GO): negative regulation of double-strand break repair via nonhomologous end joining
Source: RefSeq, a predicted model, not a curated record
CUGAAUAACAGCCAAAGAAGAUAUUAAAAACAUAUUUUGGACUGUUUCUGAUCCCUAAGAGUCAUUUUAAGUCUUAAACUGGAUUAUGUCUGAAAAGCAUCGAAACCUUCCUCUUUGGAUGGUUAAAUCUGACGUUCAAAGUGGCAAAGAUAAUGAUGCUGUUAGGAAGAAAACACCUGGGGCGACAAACAAGACUGCAAAGAAAAAACGCUUGAAAAGUGUCAUCACGUAUUGGAUGAACGAGAGGGAGCUCGUAGAAACUGCCCUCAGUUUUUUAAAGGAAGACAAGGCAUGUGGCAGAACUGCAGUGAAACUCCCAGAGGUGGGAAUAAUCAUUCCAGAGACAGACGCAGAAACAUCAGACUCUGAUGACGGUGUUUUAUACACAGAUUGUGACAUUGCAGAGCAAGAGACCGUCCCAUUUGGGAACUGCAUGGAAGAAAGCACCAGUGCAAAUCUGGUGAAAAAUCUUGAUGGCUUAGGAACUUCUGAGAAGAAGCCACAGCUUGAAGACAUCUCACAGAAAACUGAUGAGGCUCUGGAGCUUGUUCGAGAGAUUUUUUUUUCCUGA